Nicrophorus vespilloides is the source of this 753-nucleotide messenger RNA. Its product is annotated as 13 kDa deflagellation-inducible protein-like. NCBI's taxonomy places the organism in Eukaryota, Metazoa, Arthropoda, Insecta, Coleoptera, Silphidae. The record is from RefSeq and is a predicted model, not a curated record. The transcript is spliced from 3 exons. Gene Ontology annotation, cellular component: ciliary basal body; centrosome. Bases 334 to 690 code for a protein of 118 amino acids.
UAUUGAUAUAAAUCUCUCCGGCCCUAUUUCUACCCCUUUCGGGUUUAACAGCCACCACAAAUUUUUGUUGAUUUUCGGAAUUGAACCAACGACAUUUCGUAUCAGAUGUUCGUGAUACAGGCGACCAUAGCCACACGGCUACGGCCGCCCUCCUUAAUAAUUAAUCAUUACCACAAAAUUAUUCAGUUGGUAGACCGAGUGUCAUCAUGCAAGUGGCCAUUGGUGGCCAUAACAAUUCAAACUAAUAUUUAACCGCUUUCUUUUUUUCCGUUUUUCUUUUUAUUCCUACUGUUUCAAUAUUUUAUUAGACUAUUUUAAGUAUCCUACUGCAGGAUGUCGGAACAGGGUGCGGCUUUGCAGACCUACAACCAAGAGCUAGUAAAGUGUUUGGAAGACCUGAAGAGGCAACGGAUUCAUCUGCAGGAGGUGAUUGGUAAGGAGGAAGCUGACAAACUGGUGGUGGAGAAGAACAUGAAGUGUUUGCAGAAUAAAUUGAAUUUGAUUAAUGCCAGUUUGGAGACUAACAAAAUGCUCAGGGAUAACUACGAUAAGGCUAUCAAAGAUACUGAGCAGGGAUUUAAAAAGAUUUUGGAAACAUCCCAAACAUUGCUAAACUUGGCACAGCAUGAGGCAAAUAAGUUGGAUGGUAUAGUGACGAGGAAGAAAAAGUCCCAAACAAUGUAUGAAUAACGUUUUAAGUAUCUUGUAACUAUUUUAUUUAUUAAAGAAAUUUUAAAUAAUCAAAUGUCUUGU